AUGAUUCCCUCUCCGCUUGUGAGACAUAAGACCAUCUCUGCACAAACCUUCAGCCACCAGCCACUAGCCCAUCAUCAUGAUCCAGGGGCGGCGCAAAUCAUAACAAUACCAUGCAAGAGAAUCGGGCCAAGUUCGCUUCAAAGUCAUCUCGAACAAUGGUAUGGUCCAGGGAAUUACUCUGUUGAGAUUGAACAAAAUCUUUACAUUAUCCACGCCAAUUCAUCUAUUAUGCCUUAUAGCUUCUAG
This is a messenger RNA of Podospora anserina S mat+, 246 nucleotides long. RefSeq lists its product as uncharacterized. Bases 1 to 246 code for a protein of 81 amino acids. The transcript has 2 exons. Lineage: Eukaryota; Fungi; Ascomycota; Sordariomycetes; Sordariales; Podosporaceae. The record is from RefSeq and is a predicted model, not a curated record.